AUGAGAUCGCCAUACUUCCCAGCAAGGUCGGUAUUGUUCCAUAAGGAGGCCAAUGGAGUGACAUACCGAGUUCCAGCUCUCCUCUACGUCCCCCGCUCCAGUUCUUUUUUGGCCUUUUGUGAGGAGAGACUCAGCCCCUCAGACUCUCAGGCUCACCUGCUGGUCAUGAGGAGAGGCACUUUCUACAGGAACUAUGUUGAGUGGGAAGACAUGCGUGUUGUGGGCACUGCUUUUCUGGCAGGCCACCGGUCCAUGAACCCGUGCCCGGUGUAUGACGAGUUCACGGGGACGCUCUUCUUGUUUUUCAUCGCCGUUCUGGGCCACACCUCUGAAUCCUACCAGCUGGUGACGGGGAAAAAUGUAACACGCCUCUGCUACGUCUCCAGCACUGACAAUGGGGACACCUGGGGUCCAGUCACCGACCUUACCAAGCAGGUCAUAGGUGACACGAUUAAAGACUGGGCCACCUUUGCCCUGGGCCCCGGCCACGGAAUCCAGCUGAAGUCAGGGCGUCUACUGAUUCCAGCCUAUGCCUACCACAUUGAUUGUAAACAGUGCUUUGGCCAGUUAAGCCAGACCACCCCACGCGCCUUCUGUUUCCAUAGCGACACCCACGGGCGUACCUGGCGGUUUGGAGAGGCGGUGCCCGGGCCCGAAAGCGUGGAGUGCCAGAUGGUGUCGGUGGAUGAAGAAGAUGGGACCAAUGUGUUGUACUGUAAUGCCCGAAGCCCUCUGGGCUGCCGGGUCCAAGCCCUCAGUCUGGACGAUGGAGCAGUGUUUCAGGAAGGACAACUGGUGCAGCGGCUUGUGGAGCCUCGAAACGGUUGCCACGGAAGUAUCGUCGGAUUUCCUGCCCCUAUACAUCUUGCUUCAAACAUUAACACCACCACCCCUACCAUUACUACAACCCCUGCACAGUCACCUUCCUUAGCUACCACCCACCUAUCGCCCAACCGCAGCAACCCUCAAAACUUCCUUACUCCCACUUGGGUGGUAUACUCUCACCCAACAUGGCCCAACUCACGCAAGGACCUUGGGGUUUUCCUCAGCCUGUUCCCCCGUGACCCAGACAGCUGGUCCGGGCCCUGGGUGAUCUACGAGGGUCCUAGCGCCUACUCCGACUUAGCAUAUAUGGAGUUAUCAUCCUCGCCCGGCGCCCCGCCCGCUGUUGCCUUCGCCUGCCUGUUUGAAUGUGGCACCAGGACAGCCUAUGAUGAAAUUUCCUUCAGCAUUUUCACCCUCUAUGAGCUUAUUGAUAACCUCCCCCAGAGCAUGCCGUUCAGAAAGGACAAUCAGAGUUGA
Molecule: messenger RNA, 1302 nt
Organism: Lampris incognitus (smalleye Pacific opah)
Lineage: Eukaryota; Metazoa; Chordata; Actinopteri; Lampriformes; Lampridae
Gene: neu4
Product: sialidase 4
Exons: 5
Coding region: 1-1302 (433 amino acids)
Biological process (GO): ganglioside catabolic process; oligosaccharide catabolic process
Cellular component (GO): lysosome; cytoplasm; membrane
Molecular function (GO): exo-alpha-sialidase activity
Source: RefSeq, a predicted model, not a curated record